Messenger RNA from Pseudoliparis swirei, 1287 nucleotides. Its product is annotated as beta-1,3-galactosyl-O-glycosyl-glycoprotein beta-1,6-N-acetylglucosaminyltransferase 4-like. The coding region runs from base 1 to 1287 and encodes 428 amino acids. The record is from RefSeq and is a predicted model, not a curated record. NCBI's taxonomy places the organism in Eukaryota, Metazoa, Chordata, Actinopteri, Perciformes, Liparidae. Gene Ontology annotation, cellular component: membrane. Gene Ontology annotation, molecular function: acetylglucosaminyltransferase activity. The transcript has a single exon.
AUGACUCCACGAUGUGCCAUGUAUUGCUUCUUCCUCCUGUCACUGUGGACUCUGUGCGUCCUGCUGUCCGUCCGGGUGAUGCACAGCGACUUAACGGAGCUCUCCCCUCCACCGGCAUCUUUAGGAAACAUCCAAAUGUUCCACAAGUACAAUAUUAACUGUUUGGCUGUGUACGACAUGGACCCCGUGGAGGUGGGUAAGUCGAUGGUCAUCAGGCGGAAUCGAGUUGUGGAGGACAAGGAGGAAACUCUGCUGAACCUCACGGCAGACUGCCCGUUGUUCAUCAAGUCCAGAGGUUAUGACGCCGUGUGUGUCUCAGAGGAGGAGAGAGACUUUCCUCUUGCUUACUCGCUGGUCGUGCAUAAAUCUGCCCCGAUGGUGGAGAGACUCCUCCGAGCGCUGUACUCGCCCACAAACAUCUACUGUAUCCACUACGACCGGAAGUCUCCGGCUCCGUUCACCUCGGCCAUGGAGGGUUUGGCCCGCUGUUUGCCCAACGUCUUCAUCGCCUCCAAGCGAGAGUCCGUCUUUUACGCGAGCGUCAGCCGCCUGAACGCUGACCUCAACUGCCUGUCCGACCUUUUGGCGUCGGACGUCGAGUGGCGGUACGUCAUCAACGCCUGUGGCCAGGAUUUCCCUCUCAGGUCCAACGUGGAGCUGGUGUCCGAGCUGCGGGCGUUGGACGGAGCCAACAUGCUGGAGACGUGCCGACCCAGCGAGUCGAAGAAGCAGCGGUUCGCCUUCCGCCACGAGCUGAGGGACGCCGACUUCGAAUACGGAAAGCUGCCCGUGAAGACGCAGCAGGCGAAGGGCCCGCCGCCGCACGGCAUCGAGGUGUUCUCCGGCAGCGCCUACUUCGUCUUGUCUCGGGACUUCGUCGCGCACGCGAACUCCUCGGUCGUGACGAGAGACUUUCUGGCCUGGUCGGCGGACACCUACAGCCCCGACGAGCACUUCUGGGCCACGCUGGCGCGACUGCCGGGCGUCCCCGGAGAGGUGCCCAGAUCGCGGCCCGACAUCACGGACCUGAUGAGCAAGACCCGGCUGGUGAAGUGGCAGUACCUGGAGGAGAGUCUGUACCCGCCCUGCUCGGGGAAACACGUCCGCGGCGUUUGCAUUUACGGCGCAGCGGAGACGCGUUGGCUGCUCGACGACGGCCACUGGUUCGCCAAUAAGUUCGACCCCAAAGUCGACCCCGUUGUCAUUCAGUGCCUCGAGGAGAAGCUGCAGGAAAGACAGAAGUUGUUCCGGUCAGAGGCCUCUUCUCACUCCUGCCACACGGGUUAA